This is a messenger RNA of Symbiodinium natans, 1302 nucleotides long. The record is from the annotation of a GenBank genome assembly. NCBI's taxonomy places the organism in Eukaryota, Dinophyceae, Suessiales, Symbiodiniaceae.
AUGGUUACAAGCACCAGUGAUGGCCCGGGCGCUGAUGCGGCCACGGGCGCGGCCACGUCCAUGGAGAGGCGGCCCUUCGCAAAGCUCCUGCUGGAUGCGAUUAACACCAGCCAGCACCUGAUGCUGCCAAGAGGGGACCCCCUCGUGGACAUCGCCCGAGUGCCGAUCAGCUCCCCGGCCCAUGUGGAGGCGUCGCCAGGCUCGCUGCUUCCGCCCAUCCUGGAGUUGCCUGGCAUCGUGGUCACAGCACCGGUGACUUUCCGGCACAUCUGCUUGCGCUUGAACAGGAUUGGUGAAGUCGAUCACCCUUUGAUUGAAGUUCGAAGCGGUGGCUCAUUAGAGAUGACCGACUGCAGGCUGGAAGGCGGGAUCAAGCUACAAGCUGGUACGUCUGCCCACCUGGUGCGCACUCGUGUCUCUGGGUCUUCACAUGCCGGAAUCUCGGCAAUGGACCCGCUGGACCUGUCUUUGGCGGAAUGUGAGAUUUCGAACUGCAAUGGCGAGGGUCUGCACGUGACCUCAGGAAGCCAUCUGCGCGUCUCAGACUGCACUUUUUCAAGCAACGCGCUCAACGGGGCCUUGGUUGAUGGCAAAGCAGGCCAGUCAUGUUUCAGUGGCUGCACCUUCUCUGCCAAUGGCCAGUUCGGUCUCUGGGUCGACUCUGGCAGCAGUGUUUCAUGGAGCAGGAGCUUGCUCCAAGGAAACACCUUGGGUGACGUUGGCGGGCGCGGAAGCCUCUGUGGACAGAAGCAUGACGAGGCCUUCGCUGCGGGGGAUGCCUGUAUCGCAUGGAUUGAGAAGGUGGGCGAGUGGCUUCCCGCGACCGUCUUGAAAGUUCUACCGGAGGCUUUUCUCAUCCUUGCCGAGGUUCCUGCGAAGAUUGAUGUGAUGGAGCCCACUGGUCCGAACAUCCUUCGCCGCAGUCGUCAGAAGGCGCCCGAGCCGGAGCGAAACCUUGGAAACGUGCGGAGCGUAGAGGGGGGAGUAGAGGUACGCCUCCCCAAGUCUUCUGAAGAAGCUCCUCCUGUCUGGUCCAAGAAGCUGGCAACGUACAGGCGGCGCAAGAGUGCCUUUCUGCUGUUCCUUCGAGAAGGCGGAAAAGGCGCGGCAGCGUGGAAGGCUCUGGACGCCAAAGAACGAGCGCGCUUUCAGUUGAGGGCCAGAAAGGAGAAUCAGUCUGCUGACAAAUUCACUGCACAGGGUGCUUCCGAAGCGAGUCAGGGAUCCAACGCGGAGAACCGUGCACAAAGACCGGCAAGGAAAUCCGCAUCUGUCUUCAAUCGCACGAAGCAUCGCAUUUGA